This is a messenger RNA of Pocillopora verrucosa, 2404 nucleotides long. RefSeq lists its product as uncharacterized. NCBI's taxonomy places the organism in Eukaryota, Metazoa, Cnidaria, Anthozoa, Scleractinia, Pocilloporidae. The record is from RefSeq and is a predicted model, not a curated record.
CACGAACGAGAGCAUCGUCGUAAGAAUUCGCAAAGAAAUUCUACCUGGUAGACUUCUAGGGAACUGUAACUUGCGAACUUAUAGAAUUUGGCGUUUUACUUUACUUACGGAUCAAAAAUCCGUCGGAAUAUGCACAUGCAGUGAGGACUCUAUUCAGUUCCACGUGGGAACCUGCACGUUGACGGAGCAUAAUCUUAUUUCUGUAAAGUUUACUCGUGAUUGUCUCAGGAAUUAACCUUCGAUCAAGCGAGAAUUGCGGUGAUUUUAUAAGUGCUGCAUUCAAGAACUGGGGUAAACCUUAAUCUGAUAUUCAAUGGCAGAAUUGUGUUCCCCAUACUGCAGCAGACCGUGUUUCCUGUCAGAAGAAGGUAUUAAAAAGGCUCGAGACAAAAACAGCAACAGCAUGGAAAGUAAAGGCGCAACUGCAUCUCUGUUGACGGUUGAGUUUUUCCAAAGUAUCCUUGGAAAAAGAGGAAAACUUGUUUCUUGGUAUCCAUUUGAGAUCCCUCAGCAAAGCAUUGGUCUAACCACAACAUGUAAAGCCAUAAAAGAUGACGAUCGAAUGAUUGGGCACCAAGGAUUUGAAAUCACUUACAGAACAAGCUCUGAAGAUUCAGCAAGGAAAACAUUUCGAGUUGUCGCAAAGUGUAAGCCACUGGCCCUCAAGUUCGUUAACAUCUUUGGAAGCUGGAUCGAGCAAAAAAGCGGAGAAGUAAGCCAGUAUGCUGAGAUGUUUCGCCAGGUGUCUUAUUUCAGGAACUCUGAUGUAAGAGAGAUUAAAGUCAUGAGGACGCAGGACUCAAGGUUCACAGACAUUGCACCGAAAGUUUAUCACACUGUCUGUGAUCCUUCUAAGGAGGUUUUUGUAAUAGUUAUGGAGGAUCUUACUGGUCACGUGACACAUUUUAACACCAUCAAUAACGCGUCAGAGGUCUGGGAUCAAGAAGAUAUUAAGGUGGUUCUGCGAGAUAUUGCUCGUUUCCAUAGCAUCCAUCUUGACAACGUAACUAACCUAGAAUCUGAGCCCUGGAUGUGCUUUUACAGCGGAAGCGUUAUGAAGGCGCUCUCAGAUUUUUGGUACGCCCUUUUGCGUCACAACUGCGUGACAUUUCCUGAUCUGUGGACUACGAAAAGGACGAAUCUUGUCAGAAGUUUUAUUGACAACAUGGACCGCGUAUGGAAAGUAAUCGAGUCAUUUCCAAGGACUUUAGUUCACUAUGAUUUUACUCCAAGAAAUGUGUGCCUCCGCAAGCAAGAAUUUCCAACGGAAGAUAACCAUAACCGCUUUUUUAUCGCAAACAACAAAUUAUGUCGAGUGUCCUGUAUCUAUGACUGGGAAAUGGCGACAGUUCAUGCACCUCAGCAUGACGUGGUUGAGUUCCUUGCAUUUGUUCUUCCAGAGAGAGGUGAAAUAACAAGUCGUACAGACCUUGUUCGAUUUUAUCAGGAACAAUUGGAAAAGUCAAGUGGAAUGACUUUCAACUCGGAACAGUUCAUGAACGUUUUUAUUGCGGUGUGUUGUGUGUAUGCAUUGCAUCAACUCUCCUUGAAAACCAUCACUCACUCAGUUACGCGGUUACCGUACUUUGAGAGAGCAGUCCAAUCGCAUAUGGGAUUCCUAGAGGACCUAGAAGAAAGAGGCUGUCUUAAGUUCCUUUAUGAUAAUGAGCUCAUUUAAGGACAAUCGUUACCUAUAAUGACAUUGAAUAUCAUCAAGCAACCGUUUGACUUUGAAUGACACGAUUGUUGAGGAAAUACGACUUUCCAGUUGUGAAUCGACAUAUCCGUUCCCGUUUGUUCCGCCAAAGGUUAAAACUCAAACGGCAAUGUUUCUUAAUUAUCCAAAACUCGAUAGCCAGCCUCUGUUCAAGUAAUUAACCGACGCUCCUCGAGGACGAAGACAUUAACUCGAGAGAGCGGCAGACAUUGAGCCAAAACUCUCUAUGGCGCUUGACUUUACUUGAAUCAGUUUCAUGUGGCACUUAUACCAUCAGAGAAAUCUAGUUAUGCAAAUUUGAAAAAGGAAAUGCUUUGUAGAGUGUCGCAAAACCAAUUAUUUGUCGGUGGACUGCAGCCUUAGAUAUUUACUGUUUAGGAAAACUACUCUAACAUGAAUUAUUAACUAUCUUUACGGACUACCCAGUUAUCUCGUAUCUAAGGCUGGGAAAUGUCGAGAUGUCGACAUUGAUACCACUUUAGUUUGACGUGAUUCAGUUUCUUGUAGGCGUCUUGUAGGCGUCUUGCCAGCUGAAAUCAGCGAUCCGUCAGAAUUUGGUUCAGCCCCAUCAAAAUCAACUGGGAAAAGAAACUCAGAAAAUUUUUGAUGUCUCUGAGUGCAAGCUACUUUCCAUUCAUAAUGGUGGGAUAUAUAUUUUUGGGAGAUAGGGAGGAGGUGAUGCAUGAA